UUCCUCGCCUGCAUUGCAACACCGGGGUGUGGCGGAGACUGCACAGAACUCUGUGGAGUUCCUGGAUUGUUGUAGUGUGAGACUACGCAGUACCUGGAAGCACCAUGUCUGCUGCUGAAUGGAAGAAAAGGUGUGAGGAUGAGUGGGGUCUGCAGGGCGCACCGAUGCCCGACAGCCUGGACUGGAAGUCCAUCUAUGAAGCGAAGCCGCUCGGGAAAAAUUUACUGAAGAACCCCUCCCCUCACGGACUGAGUAAGGACACCCCUCCUCCUGAACCUGACCUGCUUGAAGAGCCAGAUCAUGGACCUCCACGUUUUCAACCUGAUGGUGACUUCACUGGCUGGACCACAAGCACAGAAAUCCUCCCUUAUGAUACGAGUGGUAUCCCAGAGGGUGUUGUGGUCUGUCAUUUGCCUCAGUACAGCUGGUUCUCCAUGGAGCAGGUUGUGGACCUGAAGGCAGAGGGACUAUGGGAAGAGCUGCUGGAUGAAUUUCAGCCUGAAAUAGUCAUCCAAGACUGGUAUGAGGAGAGUCAGUUGCAUACGUCCAUCUACCAGCUGCAUGUAAAGCUGCUGGGUGCAGACAAAAGCACAGUGAUCUCCGAGCACACCGUCAACCCCACCGAGGACUGCAGUGUUUACUCACACACCUGGAAAGAGGUGUCGCAUGUGUUCUCUAAGUAUGGACCUGGGGUGAGAUACGUCCACUUCCUGCACCGACUGAAGAAUCAGUUCCUGAUGGGAUUCUACUCCACAGUGUUCACCGGCAGCUCAGUGGUCAUCAGACCAGUCAAAACCAGCUCCUAGGCUGAACCCUUCUGAAAACCUGGGACGCAAGUAGUUGCUAACACACUCAAUCUAAUCAGCCUGAUCAACAUGUAUUUGCUUUCACACUUAUUUACAGGUUUUAUUUGAAUGCACUAAGGAACAUAACAAAGUGUUCAGCCAUUUAUCUAUUUCUUUUGUUUUUAAUGCCUAUUGUUAAGGAUGCUUGAAAUUAAAGUAUAAUUAAUAUCAUUUUGCAUUUUGCUUUAAGGGGGGGGGGGGGGUGGAAUUUGGCUUUUUGUCCUAAUUUUACUCUGAUGUAUAAUAAAGCAUAUCAUUUCCUCAA
Messenger RNA from Lates calcarifer (barramundi perch), 1110 nucleotides. RefSeq names its product P1, F-box associated domain containing (gene nccrp1). Lineage: Eukaryota; Metazoa; Chordata; Actinopteri; Centropomidae. The transcript has 6 exons. Gene Ontology annotation, biological process: glycoprotein catabolic process; SCF-dependent proteasomal ubiquitin-dependent protein catabolic process. Gene Ontology annotation, molecular function: ubiquitin protein ligase activity. The record is from RefSeq and is a predicted model, not a curated record. Bases 105 to 806 code for a protein of 233 amino acids. Gene Ontology annotation, cellular component: cytoplasm; SCF ubiquitin ligase complex.